AUGGUUGAAAAUGCAGACGAUGGAACGAUUGAUUGGUGGCCUAUGGAGCUAUUUGAGACAUCAUGUGCCGUUGAUAUGACGUAUUUUCCGUUUGACAUUCAAGUCUGCGAGAUACAAUUCAUGCCGUGGAGUUAUGCAGGGGUAAAAAUUAAAUCAGAGAAAGACUCGAUUGAUUUAUCAUACUACAGUACAAACGCCUUGUGGGACGUUCUCGAUACAAGUGUAGAGAUCACCGAAGUAACCAAUGUCGAUUUAAUCUCCUUCAAACUGAAACUUCAGCGAAAGCCACAACACCAUAUUUUGACUUUGUUUCUGCCAGUGCUGCUGCUGGCUACUUUGAAUAUUUUUGCACAAGUCCUUCCCACCGGGGGAGACAGGUCGGGAUACGCUGUCACAGUUUUCCUAGCUUUCACCGUGUUUCUUAGUAUCGCAGAGAGUGUGAUGCCGCCCAAUUCGGAAAAGGUUUCUCUGUUUUCCGUCUACUUAGUUAUACAGACUACACAGUCUACCCUUAUCACAAUUUUGGCGGUAUUGUUGACAAGAGCUGAAUCUAUGGACGAUAACACUAAGAUCCCGCGCUUUUUGGUAUUUCUCGAAAGACUUUGUCGAGGAGUCUGCCAGAAGAAAACGACAGCAAAAGUUAAUCCACACGCAAAAGAAACAAAGCUUAUAGAAAUUGAUAAUCAUGCCGAUGACGAUGGUAGAUUUUCACCUGUGAAAGAUACAGAUGAAGCGGAUCCUUGCACAUGGGCGAUGGUUGUUGCAGCCAUUGAUAAACUUGCUUUUAUUUUAUUUUCAGUCGUUUUCAUACUCAGUACGACUGUCUUCCUCUGUGUCAUGUCUUUGGGACCAAAUUAAGUAAAAUUUUGAUUACAGAUACUAUAACUUUGUUUCUGUUUAAGAUUAUUCAGUAUGAGCUUUGUUUUAAAAUACAAUAUGAUGAAAUAUUUAAAAGUAUGCCCAGAACAAAAUGUUUAAAUAAGGAAAACCUUUGGUUCUCUUUUUUUUCUUAUGACUGAUGCUAGUCAGUGAAUAAAAUCAUAUCAAGUAAACAAAACAAUCU
Molecule: messenger RNA, 1063 nt
Organism: Mercenaria mercenaria
Lineage: Eukaryota; Metazoa; Mollusca; Bivalvia; Venerida; Veneridae
Product: acetylcholine receptor subunit beta-type lev-1-like
Exons: 3
Coding region: 1-858 (285 amino acids)
Biological process (GO): chemical synaptic transmission; regulation of membrane potential; monoatomic ion transmembrane transport
Cellular component (GO): synapse; membrane; neuron projection
Molecular function (GO): neurotransmitter receptor activity; extracellular ligand-gated monoatomic ion channel activity; transmembrane signaling receptor activity
Source: RefSeq, a predicted model, not a curated record